UGAAAGCGAUGCCCAGCUAACACGACGCCGUUUUGUUCACAAAACGUUGAUAAGCCUUACUCUAUAUAUUAUUAAUCUUGUUUCAUCUUACCGACCAAACAUGGCGUAUUUUCACAGAUACAUCAUUCUGACGCUCCUCCUCACCUCAAUCUUCUUCAUCAACCACACAGUCAAGUGCGAUGAUGAAGAAGACAGCCUUCUUUCUGGAAUCAAUAGCUACAGAGCAACCCUAAACUUAACAACUCUAACAGAAAAUGACCGAGCCAAAUGCCUAGCUGAUAAAAUUGCCGACCAAUUUAAAAACCAACCGUGUACAAACACAACCGGCUCCAACACCGUAGCCGGAACCGAACCAGAAUUUGCCAAUUAUCCAGACCUUUUAUCCAAAUGCCAUUUGAAUGUCAGCACUACCAGAGAUGGGACUAUCCUUCCUGCUUGUGUUCCUAAUCUUGAUCCCACCCUUGUACUUUCCAACUACACCCGCUCCCAGUACUCAGGCUCCUUAAAUGACACCAAGUAUACUGGAGUCGGGAUCGGUUCUGAAGAUGAUUGGAUUGUCGUUGUGUUGACUACAAACACCCCGGAAGGCGGGUAUUCGCCUGGCAGUAAUGAUGUAAAUUCUGUUUACAAAAUUCUUCCUACGCGUUCCUUGAUGCUUUUACUUGUGGCCUUUUUGUCAUUCCUGUGGGCUUGAUUAUUGAUCGCUCUAGAGUUGUUUGUAUCAAUGGAUUUUCUUUGAUUUUGAAGAUGUAUCAACUCGGGGAUUACUUAUUUGAGAUGUAGUUUUGCAUGAAUGUUUCCUUCUGAUUUGGGAUGUUUGAUG
This is a messenger RNA of Helianthus annuus (common sunflower), 823 nucleotides long. RefSeq lists its product as uncharacterized. NCBI's taxonomy places the organism in Eukaryota, Viridiplantae, Streptophyta, Magnoliopsida, Asterales, Asteraceae. The record is from RefSeq and is a predicted model, not a curated record. The transcript is spliced from 2 exons. The coding region runs from base 101 to 694 and encodes 197 amino acids.